AUGAUCCAAUAAUAAUCAUAAAUCGAGUAAAAUAACUAAUAAAAGCACUUCAAUUAUUAGAUUCUACUUUCACUAUAGCAAUAAUAUCCAAUACAUACUUUUACAUAAGCUAUAAAUAAUAAUAAUACUCUAUUAGUUAUAGGAUCUAAUCUUGUUUGCAAGGUAAUAUAUUUAAAAAAGGAAUUAAAAUAUUUGCAACAAAAUAAAAAGCAUAGCAAUUCAAUUUCUACUCUCAAUUUCUUUAAGCGCAAAUCAUAAUUCAUUUCUGGUUCAUAUGAUUCAUCAAUUAUUAUUUAAUCCUCAAAUCUUUUAUAAAAUCUCAAAUACUUAACAAAACUAAAAGGACAUAUGCGUGGUAUUUUAUGUUUAGUUGUAGAUCCUAAUUCAGAAAACUUAAUUAUUAGCGGAGCUACUGAUAAUUCUAUUAAAUUUUGGUCUUAUUCAUAAUACUCAACUUGGUCUUGCUCAUAAACUAUUCGAGAACAUACUAGUUUUGUAUUUGGGUUAUCUAUAAACCAAGAUGGUACAAAAUUAGUUUCUUGUGGUAGAGAUAAACAAAUUUUGUUAAUGGAAAGAUUUAAUGGAUAAUUAUGGUAUGUUAAACAAAAGAUUUCUGAGCUUAGUUCUCGUAUAUCAUUUAUUACAAAAGAUAUCUUUGUAUUUCAACCAUCCAAUGGAACACAUUUAUAAUUCUACACAAUCGAGCAAUCGACUGGAUUAUAUACAAAAACAAAGGAACUAAAAGUUUAAGGAACUGCAUAAGGCUGUUACUAUUAUUUUCCCUAAAUUUAUAUACCUUCUAGAUAAUUACUUAUUUCUAAAAAUGGAUAUUUUAUAAAUUUAAUAUAGUUUAACUUUGAUUCUGAAAAUUGGAAUUGUAAAUAUGUGGAAGGAAUAGAAUUUGAUUAAUGUGAAAAUUUUGGAAACAUUUUUGGGACUAUGAGUGAUAAUGGAGAAUAUUUGAUAAUUUUGGAUUGCAAGUCUGGAAAUAUAGAAAUAAGAUAGUAUACAUAUUAAAAAUGA
Molecule: messenger RNA, 1023 nt
Organism: Paramecium sonneborni
Lineage: Eukaryota; Ciliophora; Oligohymenophorea; Peniculida; Parameciidae
Source: the annotation of a GenBank genome assembly